GGAGCCGGGCGCGCGGGCGGGGCCGGCGGCGGGGCGGGCAGGCCGGGGAGGGUCGGCGCGCCCGGGCCCCAUUCGCCGGCCGCGGGCCUGCGUGCGCCGAGGGGAGGGUCCCGCCGGUCCGCCGGGCGGCGACUGGGCUCGGGGCUCCGCGCAGCCACUGUCCGGGGAGCCGAGGAGCCGCCGGAAGCGUCUGCGCCGCCGGCGCCCCCGCAGCCAGCAUGCGCCCGGAGGACCGCGGCCUGAGCGCCCCCGCGCCCCCGCUGCCCGCCCGCCGCGCCUCGGCGGAGGAGGCCUGAGCGCCCAGCCAGCCGUCGCCAGCCCCGACCCCCGGUCCCCGGGCGCCCCCGGACCCCCGCCCCGCCGCGGCCAUGGGGCUGCCCACCCUGGAGUUCAGCGACUCGUACUUGGACAGCCCGGACUUCAGGGAGCGCCUGCAGUGCCACGAGAUCGAGCUGGAGCGCACCAACAAGUUCAUCAAGGAGCUCAUCAAGGACGGCUCGCUGCUCAUCGGCGCGCUGCGCAAUCUGUCGAUGGCAGUGCAGAAGUUCUCCCAGUCUCUCCAAGACUUCCAGUUUGAAUGCAUUGGUGAUGCCGAAACAGAUGAUGAAAUCAGCAUCGCUCAGUCACUGAAAGAAUUUGCAAGACUGCUCAUUGCAGUAGAAGAAGAAAGGAGAAGACUGAUCCAAAACGCUAACGAUGUGUUAAUUGCGCCACUUGAGAAGUUUCGAAAAGAACAGAUAGGUGCCGCAAAAGAUGGAAAGAAGAAAUUUGACAAGGAGAGUGAGAAAUACUAUUCCAUUCUUGACAAGCACUUAAAUCUGUCUGCAAAGAAAAAGGAGUCUCAUUUGCAAGAGGCAGACACACAGAUCGACCGAGAACACCAGAACUUCUAUGAAGCUUCGCUGGAGUAUGUCUUUAAAAUUCAAGAGGUGCAAGAAAAAAAGAAGUUUGAAUUUGUUGAACCGCUUUUGUCAUUCCUGCAGGGUUUAUUCACCUUUUACCAUGAGGGCUAUGAGCUCGCCCAGGAGUUUGCACCGUACAAGCAGCAGCUGCAGUUCAACCUGCAGAAUACGAGGAAUAACUUCGAAAGCACCCGGCAGGAGGUGGAGCGGCUGAUGCAGAGGAUGAAGUCGGCCAGCCAGGACUACCGCCCACCUAGCCAGUGGACCGUGGAAGGCUACCUGUACGUGCAGGAGAAACGGCCGCUCGGCUUCACGUGGAUCAAGCACUACUGUACCUACGACAAAGGCAGUAAGACCUUCACGAUGAGCGUUUCAGAAGUGAAGUCCAGUGGAAAGAUGAAUGGCCUUGUCACUAGCUCGCCAGAAAUGUUCAAAUUAAAAUCCUGUAUCCGACGGAAAACAGAUUCAAUUGACAAGCGUUUCUGCUUUGACAUAGAAGUCGUUGAAAGGCAUGGCAUCAUCACCCUGCAAGCCUUCUCUGAAGCCAACCGCAAGCUCUGGCUAGAGGCCAUGGACGGGAAAGAGCCGAUUUAUACCCUUCCUGCCAUUAUCAGCAAGAAAGAAGAAAUGUACCUGAACGAAGCAGGGUUCAACUUCGUGAGGAAGUGCAUUCAGGCAGUGGAGACAAGAGGCAUCACUAUCCUGGGCCUCUACCGCAUCGGAGGCGUCAACUCCAAGGUCCAGAAGCUUAUGACAACCACAUUCUCCCCCAAGUCCCCCCCGGACAUGGACAUCGACAUCGAGUUAUGGGACAAUAAGACGAUAACAAGCGGGCUGAAAAACUACCUCAGGUGCCUUGCGGAGCCGCUGAUGACUUUCAAGCUGCACAAGGACUUCAUUGUUGCUGUCAAGUCUGAUGACCAGAACUACCGGGUGGAGGCCGUGCACGCCCUGGUGCACAAGCUGCCGGAGAAAAACAGAGAGAUGCUGGACAUCUUGAUAAAGCACCUGGUCAAAGUCUCACUACACAGCCAGCAGAAUCUCAUGACAGUCUCAAACCUGGGGGUCAUAUUUGGCCCAACGCUGAUGAGAGCACAGGAAGAAACCGUGGCUGCCAUGAUGAAUAUUAAAUUUCAGAACAUUGUGGUUGAAAUUCUCAUAGAACACUAUGAAAAGAUCUUUCACACGGCCCCGGACCCAAGCAUCCCUCUGCCUCAGCCCCAGUCUCGCUCCAGCUCCCGGAGGACACGCGCCAUCUGCCUGUCCACGGGCCCCCGCAAGCCCAGGGGCCGCUACACGCCGUGCCUGGCAGAGCCGGAUAGCGACUCCUACAGCAGCAGCCCAGACAGUACCCCCAUGGGGAGCAUUGAGUCUCUGUCCUCACACUCCUCUGAGCAGAACAGCACCAGCAAGUCAGCCCCCUGCCCGCCCAGGGAGAAGUCGGGGGGCAUCCCCUGGAUUGCAUCCCCAUCACCCUCCAACGGACAGAAAAGCCUCUGGACCACGAGUCCUGAGUCAAGUUCCAGAGAGGAUGCAACCAAGACGGACGCAGACUCUGACUGCCAGAGCGUGACCUCUGUCACUGGCCCUGGGGACGGCUCCCCACCUAGAGAACUGGCCAGGAAGGGGUCCGGCGGGCUCUCGGCUCCCUCUCUCCGCUCCAUCCCUGCGGCCGAAGGAAACAAGAGCUACAGCGGAUCCGUUCAAAGCCUUACGUCCAUAGGUUCCAAAGAGACCCCCAAAGCCCCAGUGAACCCAGAUCUGCCUCCAAAAAUGUGCAGCAGGUUAAGGCUGGACACCGCGAGCAACGGCUACCAGCGGCCAGGCUCCAUUGUGGCAGCGAAAGCUCAACUGUUUGAAAAUGUUGUUUCCCCUAAGCCAGUUUCUUCUGGGCGCCAAGCCAGAGCCAUGUACUCCUGUAAAGCAGAGCACAGCCACGAGCUCUCCUUCCCGCAGGGGGCGGUGUUCUCCAACGUGUACCCAUCAGUGGAACCAGGAUGGUUGAAGGCAACUUACGAAGGCAAAACAGGACUAGUCCCAGAAAAUUACGUUGUCUUCCUCUAAUACUAUUUAGUGGAUGGUAGAAUCUUCAUGGUAUCCAUGGUAACAGAUAAGUGCUGUGAUUGUAUCUGACACAGAUAUGGGGGGUCUGCACAGGGAAUCAAACAGUCCACUUCUCUCCAGUCUCCACCAGCAGACAGUGUAGCUCCCUACCAAUGGAGGAGAAACUGUGACCACCAUAUCCACUCUUUGGCUGGUUCCUUAUUCUAACAUCCCAUGUUUGUUUGUUUAUUUGUAAAAUCUCAAUACUGUCUUUAGUACCACAUCCCAGAAAUUUGAAAGAAAAAAAAAAAACCUGCUGUAAGGAGUCUGAGAUCUGUUCUUCACUGUCCGAGUCUCUGAGGAACCGUGGAAUCAUUACUUAAAAUGUGAUUCAAAUAAUUCUUUUAUGUUCUCAUAAAGACAUGCUAUGCUUAUUAUAUAUGCUUGUCUUGCUGGUCCUAAACAUUUCAGGAAAUACAUUCUGUUUUAUAUUUAAAAGCAACGAUGUUUAUGAUGGCUGUAAGACCCACACAGACCUCACUGAGACAGGUGCCAAGAGGAGGCAGUUUAUCCUCCCCAUGCCUGUGGCACUGCCAUCCUGACCCAGCACCAGGAUUUCUGGGCCCCGCGUUCAUCAGGAGCUGGUUAGCCUGUGGCUGCUGGGUUCCUGCCCACUGGUUUAGAGGGUGUGUAAAGCCCUUCCCCAAAGAGACUGACAGUGCUAACUGCAGACAGAACUCAUCCUCACACAAGCCCAGCACUCCCUCCCUCCUCAGGGUGGCCAUCCUUGAAACAAGCAAUGCAAGUGCUUCUCAGACCGUGCUUUCACUUGAGCCCAGAUCUGAGGAUGGUUUUUUGCAUCUGUAACCAGCCACAGAUGGUGCCUUGGUUUACAGCCGCUUUUCCUAUAGCUACACGCUGAGAAGAUCACGGCGUGCUGCUCCACGUCACAGUCUUGUGUGUAAACGGGCCCGAGACCACAGGGAGCACCCGGUCCCCACUGUGAUGUGACUGUCUGAGAGGGCAGCUGUCUUCCUGCUGCCGGAACGCCCCUGGAGGAGGCAGCCCAGUGGGUCUGUGCUGCUCAAACCGGCUGCUCCCCGGGUUCUGAGCCCACCUGUGUGCCGAGUAGCCCAACUGGACUUACAGUUAGAGCUAGAACAACUUAGAGGUUUUGUUCUCUCAAUAUGUGAUUUCUUAGCUGUUACUAUGGCCUUAACGUUACCAGAAAGGAACCCAAAAAUCAUAAGGUGGGGAGGUGUUUAGACUCACCUGUUGUCCAGAAGCUGCGUCUUCAUGAACGGUUUCCCAUUUGGACAACUCACCUUUUUUUUUUUUUUAAUUACUGAUUUAAUAAAGAUCAACAAGACUGUGGCAUAAGAAGGGUACAAUUCCCACCACCCCUCCCCCUGAUCGAUAACACACUUUGUAUUGUUAUAAAUGAAACAUUUCAAAAAUGCUAAUGACAAUCACCACAAGCGGGUCUGCAUAUCCCAGACCACACUCUGGCCCCAUGUCUCCCACACCCCUACUUCACAAAGAACACCACAGGCUCAAUGCUGAGCUGAAACCCUUACAGAUUAAAAAAUACAGGGGGUUAGGCAGGAAGAUGACUUUUGAAAUCCAGAAUCCUAUUUAUAGACUGCUAAGAUUUGAGGUACUAUAGUUUAUAUGAAUAUUAAGAUAUAUUUCAGUACUAGGACUCUCUGCAGCCAUUAAGAUGAGUAAUAAAUAUAGAAAUGAUUGUCAGUAAAUUAUCAUUGAAUUUUUUGUUUAUUUUGUAGUGUUGCUGUAUUUAUCUGCACUUUGUGUAUAUAUACACACAUUCAUUACACAGAUAUGUAAAUAACCUCAUUAUUUCUAAACUACAUUGCCACCAUAUGUUCACUGUAUGUUUACACUGUUUUAAAUUUAAAAAUAAACCAUGUAAGCACA
Erinaceus europaeus (western European hedgehog) is the source of this 4880-nucleotide messenger RNA. It is a transcript of the gene ARHGAP42, whose product is annotated as Rho GTPase activating protein 42. Gene Ontology annotation, molecular function: protein binding; GTPase activator activity. Gene Ontology annotation, biological process: signal transduction. The record is from RefSeq and is a predicted model, not a curated record. Lineage: Eukaryota; Metazoa; Chordata; Mammalia; Eulipotyphla; Erinaceidae. The transcript is spliced from 24 exons. Gene Ontology annotation, cellular component: cytoplasm. The coding region runs from base 369 to 2966 and encodes 865 amino acids.